GACAUCUUUCUAGACCGGAAGUGGUGUUAACACUGUUUGAAGUUCUCCAGGGAGUUCGUCUUGAUGACACUUGACAAAUGGCAGUUGAUAUCACUGCACUAACGCUACAUGAGAUUUCAGUCUUUAUUUGGUUAAUAUGAUGACAGUGGUCACCAUUUUUGUUACACUGACUCGGGUGAAGACUUUUGACCAGCAGCUAGCAUUGUCAAAGGCUAGAAUUGUUUUGUUGUAACGUAUAGCAGCACUUGAAGCUAACGUUAACCUGCUGUAACGUUAGUUACGUUAGUCGUUUCUUCUCUAACGCGUUUUUUUUAAUUAACAGAUAUCUGUUGUAGAUACAGCUAUCCGGAGAAACCGAAAAUAUAUAGAUUGUAUUCAUGGGUAGCUAAAGCUUUCUUCAAACAAUGUAUCUCUGAAUUGUAAGUUAACUUACCAAUGUAGCGGACGCUAAGCUAAUGUUAAGCCCUAAAGAGCUAACAUUUUGUCGACGUUUCAUUGUCACAAUAUUUUAGGUUUUAUGGAUUGAAACACAUACAGCCAACAAUACAAAAUAGAGGUAGUUUAAAGUAAUGUUGGCUUACAGUACAUGAGUUAGUGAUCUUGUGCUGAGAGGAGAAAAGGUGACGUCUGGGUUAACAUGUAUGAACCGGAGGCAGGGACAUACGGUGACCAGGAUGGACCAUCUCCUGACCCUGUGAAAUAUCCGAGCAGUGAAGCUUCCGGGCCUGACCUGCAGGGUCUUCUGCGUCCUGGUCACCCAGAUGUUAGCCCCUCACCUUCUGCUGAGGCAAGUGGCUUGUUGUCAUUACCAUGGGAGAUGGUAACCCACAUUGCCUCGCACCUUCCUGCUCAGUGUGUCAUCACUGUGCUGCCAAAGGUCUGUCAUGCAUUGGGUAAUGUGGGUAAGGACAGCACCGCUUGGCAGCUCCGGGCACGCAGACUAAUAGGAUCCCGAGCUGGCUUUCCAGUUGGGCCAAGGGAGGACUUUGACUGGCCUUCUGCUUGCCUGGAGAUGGAACAGCUAAUAACUUGCUGGACAGGUCAAGCGCACCUUGUGGCCAGACAGACCCAAGAGGAUGAGGAGGAAAGGGAACAAGUGAGGCAACAGCAGAGGGCAGGACAGGAUGGGGGACCAGAGGGACAGGAAGAUGGUAGAGAGGAUGAAGUAGAAAGGGUGGGAGUGGUUGCGCAGGAGGUUGCGUAUGGUGUUGAUGAAGGGAUGGAGGUGGCGAUGGAAGGUGAGGAUGGCGAAAUGCAGCCCAUCGUAGGUGGGGACCAACUGGCAAGAUUGAGAGAGGAGUUGGAAGAGAGACUGGAGGAUGAUGCAGCAGCACUAAUGGAAGAAGAAAGGAACCACAGGAUGGUGUUUGUUGCUGAUGAGGGGCAAGAUGGUGCUCUUAAUCACCAAGAGGACUUGGUACACCCCAGGAAUCUGGGUAAUGGAAGACAGGUAGACAUGGAGCAACGUCAACCCUCCAGAAGUCCUAGCCCAUCCCCAGCACUGGAGUGCAUCACCUUAGCUUCAAGCCACAUUGCCCAGGUCAACUCAGUCCUCCUCGUGGGGGGAGAGGGGACAGUUUGUGCCACAGGUUCCAGAGACUGGAAUGUUAAACUGUGGGAUCUACAUGCAGGCUCUAGCGGCAGGCUGCUGCACACAUUGGGAGGGCAGGGUGACUUCAGCACCCAUCGGGGCUGGGUCUGGUGCCUGGCAUCUCAGGGACCUCUGCUAGCCUCAGGGGGCUUCGACAGCACAGUGAGGCUGUGGGACCUACAGGCAGGUGGUGCAGAGAGGGGCCUGAUCAGGGCUGGGGCCGCUGUCCUCUGCUUGUCUUGUCAGCCGGAUGUAUUGCUGACUGGUACAUUUGACAAGAGGGUCAGCAUGUAUGACACCAGAGCUGCUGAACCCCUGGUGAGAAGCCUCCGUCUCCAUGGUAAUGCUGUAAUGUGCCUAGCUGCAGAUGACAAGUACAUCAUCUCUGGGAGUAAAGACUGCACUGUGGCUGUCUAUGACCGCAGGGCAGGCAAAGGCUUGAAGAGACUUCGGUUGAGCUCUUACCUGCUGUCCAUGAGCUACAGUGGCUGUGAAGUGUGGGCAGGAGACAACAGCGGCAUGGUCCACUCCUUUUCCAUGCAGGCGGGGACCUUAAAACCCCUGUCCCAGUUUGAUGUAGGACACACGGCUCUGGUCACUGGCAUCCAUAGGUCCCCGGGAAGCCUCUACACCUGUUCAUCUGAUCGUACUCUCAAGGUACACAUCCCUUGUGCGCCUCCAAGGACAUUAUGCACACUGCAUCACCAAGCUGGAGUCAAUGGGCUCAGUGUGGAUGCUGGAGUCCUUGCUGUAGCCUCAGGAGAUGUCUGUGUGGAAGUCUGGAGGCCCAGAAAAUGAAAGAGCAAGACUUGCAAACUAUGUGGCAAGACUUGAAAGCAGGUGGAGAGAAGGCCUGAAGGCUAUCGACACUGUACCGGUCUUUAGCACUUUGGAAUUUGGAAUACAUGGAGUAAACAACGUGUAGUACACAAAGAAGUACAUAACACUAAAAAAGGUAGUUUGUGUUGGUUCAGCCAAAAGCCAUCAACCUUUUUUUUUUCAUUCCUUGUUUGAUCUUGUUGAGAGAUUUUUCUACAAACAAAAAACACAUAUGUGAACACAUGCUUAUUGCUAAUGUUUGUCCCAUGCACUUAUUUGCCAUUUUGUGCCAGUACUCAAAGCUGUCAAAGACACUGUGCUUGAAGAAGUUUGUCUCUAUUUUAAUUGUUGUACAUUCAAACAGUGUGGAAACUAGUUUAUUGUAUUUACAUGUUCACAACAUGAGUGAAUCCAUUACAGUAACUGACAUUAUACCAAAAGCAUUAGUUCAUGUCAUGUACAAUGAAAUAUUUGUAUCCAAACCCUCUAUGUCACACCAAUUGUAUUUGUCAAGCUAUUUAUUUGAACACACUCAGCAGUGCUAAUCAAUACGAUAGUUUUUGUAGGUAUGUCUGCAUAUUCCUUGUGUGUGUGUGUGUGUUGGUUCUAACAACGUAUAACUAAUUGCUUGGAUAAAUCUAACUAUAUCAUUUGCACAAUACUUGACAGAUGCACCUGUUAAAACACACUGAAAGACUAUUAAAUGGCCUGAAAAUCUA
Molecule: messenger RNA, 3129 nt
Organism: Siniperca chuatsi (mandarin fish)
Lineage: Eukaryota; Metazoa; Chordata; Actinopteri; Centrarchiformes; Sinipercidae
Gene: fbxw9
Product: F-box and WD repeat domain containing 9
Exons: 7
Coding region: 638-2389 (583 amino acids)
Biological process (GO): protein polyubiquitination
Cellular component (GO): SCF ubiquitin ligase complex
Molecular function (GO): protein binding; ubiquitin-like ligase-substrate adaptor activity
Source: RefSeq, a predicted model, not a curated record